CAGUUUGGCCUUGUUAUCCUCCACGUGCACCGAAGUCAUAAUCUCGAGUGGUUUGUUAUUCUAAGAUGACGUGAGCGCGUUAAAUUUUGCUCGUAUAAGAAGGAGAUAUCCGAUCGCGAACGGGAAGAAAAAAUGAAGUACCACGGGUUCGUUCUGGCGCUUUCGGCGAUCGUCGCGGCGGCUACCCCCACAGGACCGUCCGCCGAUGCCACCUGCACCGUAACCAAUUUCGACGACGUAGCCAACGCGGUGUCCAGCUGCACCGACCUAGUCAUCCAAGACUUGACGGUACCUGCCGGCAAAGCCCUCCAACUCGACCUGAAAUCCGGCACCAAGCUCACCUUCAAAGGCACAAUCAAAUUCGAUUUCCUCAACUGGGAAGGACCUCUGCUGGUCAUCAGCGGUAGUAGUGUGACGGUCGAAGGUUCGGGCGCGACGCUCAACGGUCAAGGGGAGAAGUACUGGGACGGCAAAGGGGGUUCCGGUACCACCAAACCGGUCUUCGUCAAGAUCAAGACGAAGGCCAAUUCGGUGCUCAACAACGUAAACCUUCUGAACUGCCCGGAACGUUGUGUGUCUAUCAACGCUGAUGAUACGAAUCUCAACGGUUGGAAUAUCGACGUUUCCGCAGGAGACACGCAAGGGGGUCACAACACCGACGGAUUUGACGUGUCCAACACGAACAACCUGCACAUAGACCACGCGACCGUCCAGAACCAAGACGACUGCGUCGCCGUGAACCAGGGUACCAACAUGGUGUUCUCCAACCUCGACUGCUCCGGGGGACACGGCCUGAGCAUCUCCGUGGGGCUCAGCUCGAGCAACGGUAGCCCGAACACCGUCUCCAACAUAACCUUCACCGAUUCCAAGGUCAGGAAAUCGGCCAACGGGUUGCACAUCAAAACCCAUCCGACAGGUGGUACCGGCGCCGUCAAGGACGUCACUUACAACAACAUAGUCAUAUCGGACAUCACCAACUACGGUAUCGAGAUCCAGGAGGACUACGGUGACGUGGGUAAUCCCAAAGCUAACAUCCCCAUCACCAACUUGAUACUGAAGCAGUACACCGGUACCGUGAGCGGAUCCAAAGCCAAGCAAGUGAGCAUAGUAUGUGCGUCCGGCGGGUGCUCCAAUUGGAACUGGGACGGCGUCAGCAUCAGCGGCGCCAAGGUCAAGGACGACUGCAAUUUCCAGCCCAACGGCUACAAGUGCAACACGUAGGGGGUGUAAAUAAAAAU
Molecule: messenger RNA, 1238 nt
Organism: Cylas formicarius (sweet potato weevil)
Lineage: Eukaryota; Metazoa; Arthropoda; Insecta; Coleoptera; Brentidae
Product: polygalacturonase-like
Exons: 3
Coding region: 133-1221 (362 amino acids)
Biological process (GO): pectin catabolic process
Cellular component (GO): extracellular region
Molecular function (GO): polygalacturonase activity
Source: RefSeq, a predicted model, not a curated record